Populus trichocarpa (black cottonwood) is the source of this 468-nucleotide messenger RNA. Its product is annotated as 16 kDa phloem protein 1. The record is from RefSeq and is a predicted model, not a curated record. The coding region runs from base 1 to 468 and encodes 155 amino acids. The transcript has 5 exons. NCBI's taxonomy places the organism in Eukaryota, Viridiplantae, Streptophyta, Magnoliopsida, Malpighiales, Salicaceae.
AUGGCUGUUGGAAUAUUGGAAGUGCAGCUGGUGAAUGCAAAAGGCCUCAGAGACACUGAUUUCUUUGAGGCUGUAACAGGGGAUGAAUCCUCUCAUUUAACAAAAUGGAGGAAGAUUUUAUAUGAACCAGUUCUCAACGGAAAUGACAAAGGGUUUGAGAUCUGCACAGCAGGUCUCGAGUUCGAGUCAGGACGUGCACUUCUUGUAAAAGACUGGGACAGUCGGGGUUUUAUUCGUUCACCUGGACCUACAAAGUACGCUUUUCAGGGAAUGAGGAUCUAUGUGAAGGAUUUGUUGACAUCAGGAGUGCAAAAUGGAACUGCCGAACUACAUCCCUGCAAGUACAGAGUGGUUGAUGCUAGUCAAUCAUAUGUUGGAGAGAUUCAAGUUGGUGUCACUUUUACUCUCAAGGAGGAACAAAUUUAUGACGGGGAAGAGUACGGCGGAUGGAAUGAAAGCAGUUUUUAA